Molecule: messenger RNA, 1695 nt
Organism: Rangifer tarandus platyrhynchus (Svalbard reindeer)
Lineage: Eukaryota; Metazoa; Chordata; Mammalia; Artiodactyla; Cervidae
Source: the annotation of a GenBank genome assembly
AUGAAAGCCUUCGCUCACCUCAUUCUUCUUGCCCUCCUUUGUCCAUCCUUAGCCGUGGUCCAACGCAGUGCAGCCUCAGGUGCCUCUUCAAACAUAGAUAUUACAGCUACUACCGUCAUAAGUACACCUACUUCUACCACAUCUACUAUAACUCCUACCACCACAAGUACAACUACCACAGAUACUACAACCCCUACCACAGAUACUACAACUACCGUCACAAGUACACCUACUUCUACCACAUCUACUAUAACUCCUACCACCACAAGUACAACUACCACAGAUACUACAACCCCUACUGUCCCAAGUACAUCUACUUCUACCACAGAUACUACAACCCCAACCACAGAUACUACAACUACCGUCACAAAUACUACAACCCCUACUGUCCCAAGUACAUCUACUUCUACCACAGAUACUACAACCCCUACCACAGAUACUACAACUACCGUCACAAGUACACCUACUUCUACCACAUCUACUAUAACUCCUACCACCACAAGUACAACUACCACAGAUACUACAACCUCUACUGUCAUAAGUACAUCUGCUACCACAGAGAGUACAACUCCUAACACUGCUACAAGUACCUCUACUUCUCCCACAAGUAGUACAAUUCCUGCUACCCCCUCAAAUACAUCUACUGCUACCAUACCUACUACAGGCUACAGCACACCUUGCAAAGAGGAUUCCUGUCAGGGUGGUUCUUUGUGUGUUAAUCUGCAUAAUGAUUAUGUUUGCCUGUGUUCAGAGGGAUAUUACUAUAAUUCUUCCACAUGCAAAAAAGGAAAGAUAUUCCCUGGUACUAUUAAGGUCAAAAUAUCAUACACAGCUGCAUUGGAAAAUAAAACUUCUGUGCUGUAUCAGGAAUUAUACAUUCUAGUUACUACAUUUUUUAAAGAUACAUUUAAUAUUUCUGAUUACGGACAGACUGUAAUUGUUAAAGUAAGCAUAUCCGCUUCAGCAAGAUCUGAAAUGCGUGCUGGUAACCAGGGUGUUGACGUAGCAGUAGUAAACAUUUUUACAGAAACUACAAAGGAAAAUGAGACAACCAUAUCAAAUGCCAUUAGAAAUGCGAUUAAUGCACAACCAAGUAACUUUUCAGGAUAUGACCAGCAAGAUCGGUGUGAUUACUAUGGUUGUAAAAAACCAAAUGACCAAAAUGACUGUGACAGUGAUGUACUAUGUGAGUGCCAAGAGGGGCUGGUGAGACCAAACCCACAGAUGCUUAUGUGUCUUGAUUUGGGUCCAACGUGUCCUGAAACCUGCAAUGAACAGAGCAAGAAGCAAUGCCUAGUGACGAACAGCACGAGUGCUUACUGCAUGUGCCUGCCAGGCUACGAGGAAGAUAGUAAAGGGAUUUGUCAAAAGUGUGCAUUUGGCUACAGUGGAAUCAAUUGUAAAGACUCAUUUCAGCUGAUCCUCACAAUCGUGGGCACCAUUGCUGGCAUCAUCAUUCUUGGCAUGGUGAUUACACUCAUCGUCUCAAUGAGGUUAAAGAACAAAGGCAAGAAUGGGGAAGAAGAGACCUUGAUUGAGAAGGACUCGCAAAAUCUGAGACUCAAGGAGACUGGCUUUAGCAAUCUAGGCGCAGAGGGGAGCAUCUUCCCUAAGAUCAGGGUGAACCUGCCCAGAGACAACCAGCCAGAGAACCCCUACACAAGGCCGGGUAUUCUACCCAGACCAGACUAUUAG